Messenger RNA from Cooperia oncophora, 258 nucleotides. Lineage: Eukaryota; Metazoa; Nematoda; Chromadorea; Rhabditida; Trichostrongylidae. The record is from the annotation of a GenBank genome assembly.
AUGUUGUACCCUGGUCCAACAGAGGAUUUGAAGGACAAACUGUCGGAGCUGAAGAAGUCGUUUGCCAAAAAUUUCAUAACUUUCCAAACCAAACUGCUUAAAACAGAAGAGCCAAAGCAUCACAAAGUGCCUCUAAUUAACGGUGAAGCGGACGAAGAAACGGUGCGCAGAAUAAACGACCCAGUUCUACACAAUAUUGUCAUUGAUGUAUUAGAAGGGGUCCAGGCCAUCCGACAGGAAAUGCUUGUGCAGGAGCAU